Adineta ricciae is the source of this 1434-nucleotide messenger RNA. The record is from the annotation of a GenBank genome assembly. Lineage: Eukaryota; Metazoa; Rotifera; Eurotatoria; Adinetida; Adinetidae.
AUGCUUUCUUUUUUUGCAAGGAUAUUCGUUGUUGCUUUUUGUCUCUGUCAUGUACCGAUCACUGAACAACAGUAUACACCCGAUUGGACAUCAUUAGAUUCACGUCCGUUGCCAGCGUGGUAUGAUGAGAGUAAAAUAGGUAUUUUUAUCCAUUGGGGUGUGUUCAGUGUGCCAUCGAUUGGUUCAGAAUGGAUGUGGUGGCAAUGGAAGGGAAAUAAUCCAAGUGCGAAUAUCGUUGCUUUUAUGAAUAAAACUUAUCCAGCAGAUUGGACAUAUGCAGAUUUUGCAGAACAGUUUCGUGCAGAGUUUUACAAUCCAGACGAAUGGGCUGAUAUACUUGCAGCUUCAGGUGCCAAAUAUGUUGUACUUACUAGCAAGCAUCAUGAAGGUUUCACCUUAUGGCCAUCGAAAUACUCAUUCAAUUGGAACGCAAUGGACGUUGGUCCUAAACGGGAUUUACUUGGUGACCUUGCUAAAUCAAUUCGUGCUCGAACAAAUAUUACCUUCGGUUUAUAUCAUUCAAUGUUUGAAUGGUUUCACCCACUCUAUCUUGAGGAUAAACAAAGUGGUUUUAAAACACAACUAUUUCCUAACAUGAAAACUCUUCCGGAACUCUUUGAAAUUGUUGAAACAUACAAGCCUUCAGUCAUCUGGUCGGACGGAGACUGGGAGGCGCCAGAUACAUACUGGAACUCGACUCAAUUUCUUGCAUGGCUUUACAAUGAAAGUCCAGUCAAAGAUACCGUCGUUGUCAAUGAUCGAUGGGGUAGCGGUAUUCCUUGUCAUCAUGGUGGCUACUAUACUUGUUCAGACCACUACAAUCCAGGACAUCUCGUCACACACAAAUGGGAGAACUGUUUCACCAUUGAUAAAAACUCAUGGGGUUUUAUUCGAACGUCUGGCGUCAAUGAUUAUCGUAGUAUUCAAGAAAUUCUUAUGGAAAUAGUAACAACUGUUAGUACCGGUGGCAAUGUUUUGAUUAACAUUGGUCCAACUUCGUAUGGAAAGAUUGCACCAAUCUUUGAAGAACGUCUUCGUCAAAUGGGAUCUUGGCUCAAAGUCAAUGGUGAAGCCAUCUACCACAGUGUUCCAUGGAAAUAUCAAAAUGACACCAUCAACUCCAAUGUUUGGUACACUGCAUCAAAAGAUGGUCAAUCUGUGUAUGCAUGUCUUCUUGUUUGGCCAAACAGCACAAGUGAGAUCAAUCUUGGUGCACCGGUAACCUCGGCAAGCACAACAGUAUCACUUCUUGGAUCGUCUGGUGGUCCAUUGAGCUGGCGUUCGGGAGGUGCAAGUGGUGGAAUAGUAAUUGAUGUAUCGAGUGUAAAAAUCUAUUCGCUCGCAAGUGAUUGGACAUGGGUUUUUAAACUCCAAAACGUUACUCCAAAGAAAACUACAAGAAAAUUCAAAUUUCAUGGAAAACAAUAUGAAUGA